AAGAAGAAGAGCGCAGUGUAGGAGAGGGUGAACUGACAGGUAUAAGUAGCAAUCGCACACUUGGGACUCCGUUGGCGAGUUCUUUCGGAAACGCGAUCAUCAGCAUCAUGAAGGCUGCCGCUGUCCUCCUUCUGGCCGCUCUGGUCGCUGCUGUUCCACGGGCUCGCCGCCAGGCGGCCCCCCUUCCCGACGGCAUCGAGCUGCUGCUGGGCCGCGCCCUGCAGUCGUCCUUCCAGUGCACGCGUGACGGCUACUACGCCGACCUGGAGACCAACUGCCAGGUGUUCCACGUGUGCCGCGGCGUGACCAAGGAGAACGGCAACGUGGAGUUCGAGCACCACGCCUUCGCCUGCGGCAACCAGACCGUCUUCAACCAGGCCUCCUUCACCUGCGCCUUCCUCGACGAGUCCAUUCCGUGCAACAGCGCCAAGGACUUCUACUACCUCAACGAGCGCCUCUUCCAGGACAAGGACACCCCCAUCCUCGGAGACGAAGAAGCUCAGAAGGCCGCCGAAUUCUACCCGGCCCGCGCUGCUGCCAAGGCCUAAACAAUGGCAUGUGCGAAGGAGUGCGUGAAGAAUGACUGUGAGUGCGUGUACAAAGAACGUAUUAAAUAAUAUCGACCAGUAUAACUUC
This is a messenger RNA of Dermacentor andersoni, 636 nucleotides long. Its product is annotated as U-scoloptoxin(01)-Cw1a-like. The record is from RefSeq and is a predicted model, not a curated record. Gene Ontology annotation, cellular component: extracellular region. NCBI's taxonomy places the organism in Eukaryota, Metazoa, Arthropoda, Arachnida, Ixodida, Ixodidae. Gene Ontology annotation, molecular function: chitin binding.